Messenger RNA from Bemisia tabaci, 4514 nucleotides. RefSeq names its product peptidyl-prolyl cis-trans isomerase Fkb14 (gene Fkbp14). Gene Ontology annotation, molecular function: calcium ion binding; peptidyl-prolyl cis-trans isomerase activity. The record is from RefSeq and is a predicted model, not a curated record. NCBI's taxonomy places the organism in Eukaryota, Metazoa, Arthropoda, Insecta, Hemiptera, Aleyrodidae.
GGCGCGUCGCUGCUCCCGCUCGCUGCGGGUCGCGGACGUCAGUGCUCAGUAUCUCAGUGCGUAUGAUUCUGUGAUUACGUGUUCGCCAUGUUCCCUACGCUCGUGUGUUACCUCUUCGCCCUGGCCGUCCUCCUCACGGUGGCCGCCGCCGAGAGCAAGAUCUCUGAAACCCCGGACGGCCUCAAAAUCGAGCACCUCUUCACCCCCGAGGUCUGCACCCAGAAAUCCAAGUCCGGGGACAUGCUCACCAUGCACUAUACCGGAACUCUACAAGACGGGACUAAAUUCGACUCUAGUUUAGAUAGAGAAAAGCCUUUCACCUUCCAGUUGGGCGUAGGACAAGUCAUCAAGGGAUGGGAUCAGGGACUGACAGAUAUGUGCGUCGGUGAGAAGAGGAAGCUCACAAUUCCACCAGCGAUGGCCUACGGAGACCGAGGCGCCGGCAAUGUCAUACCCGGUGGAGCAACUCUUACUUUUGAGGUAGAAUUAAUAAACAUUGGUGAUCAGGCACCUACGACAAAUGUAUUCAAAGAAAUUGAUAUGGACGCAGACAAACAGCUUUCAAGGGAUGAAGUGAGCGAGUACCUGAAAAAGCAAAUGGUGGCUGCUGAAGGUGCCGAAGGUGGUGAAGACGUAAAACAGAUGUUGGAGGAGCAUGAUAAAUUAGUCGAAGAAAUUUUCCAACACGAAGACAAGGAUAAAAACGGAUACAUAAGUCAUGAUGAAUUCUCAGGGCCCAAACACGAUGAACUGUAGAGGAUGAACCAGAGAGACACUAUCAUUUAUAAUGCUCGAAUGUGAUUUAAAUCAGAUUUUCCCUUUUUCAUCAUUGCCGUCCAAUUUUUUAUUUAUUCAUUCCGUUUUUUUUAAAUUUGUUAGUUUUUUUUUACUUUUAUUAACAUUCUUGAAAGCUCCGUUUGUCUUUUCUAAGGGUACCUAUCUCUUGUUUUUUGAUGCCCAAUGAAAUAAAUGUCAACAAUUGCUCAUAUCGAGUAAUUUUUAAACGUGUCUUGACAUUUUUAUAAGUAGAUUAUAAUAUUGGUGGGUACUUAAUCGUGUUUGUGUACAUUUCUCCACGUGCUUUUGCUGUUGUACGAAAGUGGACUUAAAAUGUAAUUCUGUAAGUAAAUUCAGGGAUACCACAAAAAGUGACACAAGUUUAAUGCCACCUUAAAUGUGGUCUUGGGACGAAUUUAUAUUUAAUUUUCAUACCAACUGCAUUUAUGCGACCUUCCACAGGAAAAAAUACCCCAGUAUGAAGAGGCAAAAUUUUCAAUAGAACCCAUUUUGUCAAGUUUGAUAAAAAAAAAAAAAAAAAUCGUAAUUUGAGAUUAUAAGGAACAACUACCUCGGGUGCCUUAUGAAGUAAGUUGCGGGCAGUUUAAUUUUUUUUUGCGCCAACAAAAAUUAUGAGGAUGCUUUAUAAUUUGUCAUUCUUGGACCCUUAACAUGGCAGAUUUGAAUUUUACGAAGGUGCAGCUAAUUCCAUGUUUUAACCAGCAAAAUCAUGUUCCUUGAACUGGAAAUUUCAAAGCACCAUGACACCAGUUUAGUUCGACAUUUUUGGGCUCUUUUCAUUCCAAAAGUUUUGUUUCUAAAGUCUUCAUGCUCUAGUAUUUGUUACUCAAUUCUGGGAUUUUGAGGAUUAAUUAGAUCCCUUUUCAAGUCGACGGUCACAAAUGUAUGUAUUAGAAGAGCAACAUGUAAAAUCAAAAAAUUGUGUGUACUAGGUGAUAGGUAUAGCCCUUUGGCAUGCCAUCAAAAACUUGAAACUGCCUCUAUUAUGAAAAGGAACAUGGGCAUAGGCAUGGGUUUAAAAACCUUAGCUGCUUGCUGCUCAAAAGCAACUCCUUUUUUUUUUUUUUUUUUUUUUUUUUUUUUUUUUUUUUUUUUUUGGCGUGAGUUACGCUCAUUAUAUAUUUGCUGUGCAUUCCAUUGAAUAAUGAUGAGACAUUUUUCUUUUCAAACAUGCUAGCCAGGCUGCUCUAGAGAAAUGAUAAUCAAAGCAAACAUUGAAAAGCCAUCCUUACCUUUCCUCUAUGUACCUAGUUCUUCAAAACUCAAAUUGUAACAUCAAAAUUAACUUAGUUAACUUAAACAAUAGAAUGUAGAACAUUAUUAGUUUUUUCCUUUAUUUGCUGGAAAAAAUUAUCUUGUCACCAUUUGAAAAUUUUAACAAUGAAUGAAUAUCUAUAGAUAUAUUUUUGUUACAUUAGCCAAUAUGUUCAGUUUUUUCCCCCUAAAGAUUGUAAUUCAGCAAAACAAGCAUUUUAUGCUUUCCAAAAAAUUCAACCAUUUCUUUGUGGGGAUAUGGUGAUCAGGUCUGAUUUGAUCGUUUCCGGUGGGAUUUUGAAAAGAAUUUACACUAAAAUAACUGAUUGUCCCGAAAAACAUUAACAUGAUUUUUUGCAUGAACUUUAUUUUGACUUUUAGAUUCAAAUCGUACGUUUUCAUAAUGUGGAGGAGUUCCCAUGAUUCUAUAGAGACGGUUGCAGUGCAAAAGAGAGUUUCCAGAGUGUUAUUCAUAUCAGUCUAGCUGAAACAGAUUGUCGGUAAAAGAUCACUCGUUGAGCGGUAGUGAAUCGUCGGACAACAUAUCCGCAGCCGAUGUGAGAGCGCAGUUCUCAUGAUCGUACACGCAUCUCAUAGGUGUACGUGAUCCUAACGUUACAUCGACUGGGGAAACUUCAAUGUGAACAUUAAGAGAUUUUAAGGGGAAAAUUAAAUCUCGGGUGGUUUGUGAUCCGACAACCCACACGUACACCGUAUACUGUCUAGCCAAUAUCUCGAAGACUCUCUCCACUGAUGAAUGGGGAACCGUUCUAUCGUUCCAAGCAAGGAUUAUAAGGAUUAUAUUGAAAUAAGAUCAAUUUUUUGACAUUUCCUCCUUCUUGAUGUGAAUUUAUCGAAAGAGAUUCACUCAUUUUAAGUGCUCAAUCCUUGGGUAGGUACUUAGGUUCUUGCUCAUUAGUUGUACGUUUUUCUGCUCAAUUGCAUUAGAGGGAAAUUUCAGGCUAGCACAACAUAUCUUGCUUUAGAUACUAAUUCUCAUGCAUUUAAGUAAAUAAAUUAUUUUUACUUUUAAUUGUAAGCAAAGGUCCUCCAUUUCGUGUGAGAUUUUUUUCUCACGCUACAAAAAUUUUGUGUUUAUUUUCUAUGUACAUUUUGGCCAUUGAUACAAUGCACAACAGAGGGAGCAAAAAAUGCUUCUAAUUUUUAUUGGGUAAGGCAGAGAUGAUGAAUGAAGGAAUUUAGGUCUCGUCUGCACUAAGUUUGAAUACCUGCAUUCAAAGGCAUAUAAAAGGCCACAUCGACCCUUUUCAAAGUCCAAUUAAGGAACCAAAAUGGCAUCAAACUAACGCUCAGCUAUCAUCAGACCAAUUUUAAAGUGAUGAGCCCCUUCAAUCAAUCUGCUUUUAAAUCAUGCAUUUUGACUGAGUGCUGCUAAGUUCCUCACAACAUGACUCAACACUUGCAAUUUUAUUCUGAACAAUAUAACUCUGAUUACCACUUUCUCCGCGUAUUACGAUAAAAUAAUAAACAAAGACUGGAGAAUUUUGGAACUUUAAGUACCUGGUAGAUGGAAUCUCUUGACUCAGUAGUAUAUAGCUCAUGUUAUUUGCUGAAACGCGCCUCAAGCACAUGCUCUGGCAUGUUGCUAUGAUUAAAUUUUAACUAGCAGUCUUAAAUAAUUCGGAAAUUCAUAAAAGAAGAUUGAUAUCGGUUGAGGAUUUUUUGAAAAAGAAAGAAAUAUACAUGUUUGUACCUCGUUCCAAUUGACAAGGUUUGUAAAAAAAAAGGCAUGGUGCAUACAAUGGUCAGCAUGUCCCAAAAUGAGACGAUUUUAAUUUUUUCUUUUGCUCUCUCUCUGUUCUUGAAUUGUUGGUUGAAAUUUGAGGAAUAUAUGAUACAGUGAAAAUAUUUUGUUCCAGAGAGAUACGCAAACAGAAAAAAUGAAUUGCACAUUGUACUCUACAUAUGCUUCCUUGUUUUCUUACUUUGAUUCGAUAAAAUUGAUUGAUGUAUUCAAAAUCAUAUUGAGACUAUAGAAUAAUUAAGUUAGUCCUUUCUGAGAUUAUGCACUGGUGGACCCCUUUACAAAGUUCACAAUUGUAGAUUUUCGAAACAAGAGAAAGUGCCAUCAAGGGUGCUUUUGUUGUGAUACGAUUUUUUUCUACUAAGCCUUCAAUUCUUCUCAAUAGGAAUAAUUUAGAAUGAUUUUCAGAUAAUGUAUUGAACAAAUUAAGAGGAGAUACUUCCAAGAUGAACUCCUCAAGAAUCUUGUUAAAAACCGCAAUUUUUUCACGUUACUCUUUCUGUCUUCCAUUAAACAAUUGCUAUGUUCAAGGACACUGUGGAUCAUUGUACAGUUGUUUCACAGCUAUUUUUAUGAUACUCUCAAUUUCAGAAUAGUGUGUUUUUAUAAUAAAAAUGUACCUAAUUUUGUUACUCUAUAGAGAUGUUUUGAAAACUGAAUAGAUGAAAUAAAAAUCAAAUUUGUUUUUUCUUUCCUA